Molecule: messenger RNA, 4549 nt
Organism: Portunus trituberculatus (swimming crab)
Lineage: Eukaryota; Metazoa; Arthropoda; Malacostraca; Decapoda; Portunidae
Gene: Gpat4
Product: glycerol-3-phosphate acyltransferase 3-like
Exons: 9
Coding region: 39-1442 (467 amino acids)
Biological process (GO): triglyceride biosynthetic process
Cellular component (GO): endoplasmic reticulum
Molecular function (GO): glycerol-3-phosphate O-acyltransferase activity
Source: RefSeq, a predicted model, not a curated record
GCUGGCUCAGUCAAGGCUAGAGGCUCAGUCCUGCCACAAUGGCGGUGGUGGACGCGUUAGCUACUGUUGCUCUCACAGUGGUUAUCCCUCCCUUCCUGAUUGUCCUUGUCACCGUCCUCGUCCUGGCUAGCUUGGGGAAGUCUCUAGGCCUCAGACAGAAAUAUGUGCAGUUCCUCCUGAAGGUGUUUGAGGAUGGCAACAGGAUACUUGUAAAAAAGUUUGGCCGCCAGAGAUUAUCAAAGAACUAUGGGAAGGCCUCUGGAGAUGAGCAGGAAGAAGAGGAGGAGGAGGACCAGGUGUCCAGGGAGGUGAUAUGUAGAGACAAGCUAGUACUACGCCCAACACUAGACAAGGACAAUAAUGAGGGGCUGGACACCCAUGAGUUUGAGCUGGGGGAUUGUCUUGACUAUAUACGCACUGGCAUGGAGGCAAUAGUAGACGAUGAGGUGACCAAGAGGUUUUCAGCAGAGGAACUGACGUCGUGGAACUUCCUCACUCGGACCAACUGCCAGUAUGAGUUCAUCAGUGUGCGACUCACCAUAUUCUGGGUUGUGGGCUUCAUUCUGCGCUACUUCCUUCUUCUGCCGCUCCGCAUUAUCAUCCUUCUAAUUGGGACGAUGCACAUGGUGACUUCAACCCUACUAAUUGGAUUGUUUCCGGAUGGGGCUGUGAAACGGAAGCUGUGCCGAUUCAUCUUUAUAACUUCCUUUAGAAUCAUAAGUCGUGCUUUUAGCGGUGUGAUCACGUAUCACAACAAGCACAACAUGCCACGUUCAGAUGGGAUAUGUGUUGCCAAUCACACAACACCUGUUGACUGUGUGGUGCUGGCGUGUGACAACGGUUAUUCCUAUGUUGGUCAGCGACAUGGAGGAUUUUUAGGCAUAUUCCAGCGAGCUCUGUCUCGGGCCUCGGCACACAUUUGGUUUGAGAGGUCAGAGUCCAAGGACCGCUUUGCUGUGGCACGAAGACUGAGGGAACAUGUGGAGGAUCCUGAAAAACUGCCUAUCCUGAUCUUCCCUGAGGGCACUUGCAUCAAUAACACAUCUGUCAUGCAGUUCAAGAAAGGGACAUUUGAAGUUGGAGGAAUUAUCUAUCCUGUUGCCAUCAAGUAUGACCCAAGGUUUGGAGAUGCCUUCUGGAAUUCCUCAAAAGAGUCCAUGUUGAGCUAUAUCUACAUGAUGAUGACAUCGUGGGCCAUUGUCUGUGAUGUAUGGUACUUGCCGCCCAUGACAAGGAGAGAAGGAGAAUCCUCCAUUGACUUUGCUAACCGCGUGAAGGCAGAAAUUGCUCGACAAGGAGGGCUUGUGGACCUAGUAUGGGACGGUGGGUUGAAACGAUCAGCGCCGAAGAUAGAAUGGAAACAGCAGUACCAGCAAGAGUUCUCACGGCGCCUUAAAGUUCAAAAUGUGAAUGCAGAGAAGAAAGAGGAAAAGAUUGAAUGACUAGAGGAGAACCAAGGGAAACCAAAAGUCCUGUGAAAAGCUGAGUGGUGGAGGGCAUGCAAGUCAUGCAGUAUGUCAUGAAGUGUAGCAUUGUUAUGGUAAAGCUAUUCUUGGAUACGAUAUUUUUAUGAAUGUGAUGCGCAGCAUCCUAGAUGAAAUUGUAUAAUACUUGUUUGUGAUGGGGAUUGAACAAAGGAUUUACUAGAUUCACUGUUGGAAGGUGAAGUAAAAAUGUUUCCUUGCAAAAUUGGAUUUGCAUGGGAAAAGUAAUUGUUUAAGAUAAAAAUAUCUUUAUUUUACUGAUCAAAUAAAUGGAACUAACUAUAUUUUACACAUAAGAAUUACAUUAACAUUGUUACAUUUAUUUGGAUCAGUCUUUGCUUGGGGUUAUAUUGGAUAAUUAGUUCAUAAGGGAAAAUUAUUAUUCUGUCCAUGGUUAAUGGUAUUGUCCUACAAAAUCUGCAGAAUGAUGACAUUUCCAAGAAGCAAAUGAUAUGGACUGCUGGCAGACCUGUAUAGGUAUGGUAAACUACAUAACUGUGUUAAUCAUAUUUUUUCUAACCAUCAUAUUAGAUAAUUAAAAUUGUAUUAUGGCUCAUCUUGGCCACAUAAGGCUCACUCCCACCUGUCAUAUAUCAUAUCAUCAUCUCACAUAUGUUAAUGUCUGACUUGCGGUCCUAUUUAUUACAUUUUUCCCAUUGAUCAGUGAUGCACAACUAGAAACUUCAGUUUCCAUUUUAACUAGGCAAAGAUUUCCUUAUCUUAGUGACAUGCUAUCUAAAUAUAUUUAAUUUCUGUUGUAAUGGCCCAAACCUGAAAGCCUUACUGUCCUACUUGAACAUGGGAUACUGCUAUUGCACAAUUGGUUACUUGGCAUGUUUGUGCUCUAUAUCAAAACAGAUUUUUCUUUUACUUCUUUAUUCACUUCAUAAGACAAGAAAGGACACUUGUUUUAUUCUUUUACCAUAUGGCUUACAUUGGCUAGUGCUGAAAACUUCAUACAUUUUUCUUUUUAGGAGUAUAUAUGAUGCGUGGAAUUUCUGUGCUUGGUUUGCCAUCAUUUUGCCUAUCCUGAAGGAAUUUGUUUGAUUUGUAUAUAUAGGUACUGUCUUCAAAGACCUAGGUAGUGUAAUAAAAUGUCAUCAUUCAAAAUAUAUACUGUAUGAAAUGAUAAAAAGAUAUGGUCAGUUAUAGAAUUGCAACAGUCACUUCCUCUUUAAGAGAUCCUCUCUGACAAGUUAUGUAUCAGAUUCAUUGCAUUUUGCUUUUUCUCAAUCCACCUAUUACCUAAAGCCAAUAGUUCAGUCAUCCAAGAAUAAAAGCCAGAACCAAAGAAUUUACCCAAGGGCAAACUCUUUAGUGAUAAGGGAUAGAGGAAUAUUUUAGUAUAUAAUUACUGUCACUAUUCUGCAGGUCUUAUAGGACCUAGUAAUGACGAAAUGUACUGCAUAGGUUGUUCUAAAGGAUUAAAUGCACAUGAGGAGAGCACAUAUAGUGUUAUGUACAGGUUAUGUGUGCAACAUAUCGUGACAUACUAUAUCAUGGUACCAUGUUUUACAGUGACUUUGGUGUCUUCUUGGAUUAUUCCUAUGUACAGUUUCUGAUGCAUUCCCAACACUACAUACUGAGAUUUAAUUUAUUGUAUGAGAUGUAGAAUGACUAGCUAUAGGAUUGUGUGUUCCUCAUUCUGUCCAUUAUGAAAAUGAGUUGAAACAAGAUGAUGUAAUAGUACUUACUUUACUUGAUCAGGUGGGAGAAACAGUGCCAUUAGAUGAAAUAUCAGUAUCUUGGGGGACAUCUGCCAGUCUCUGCCUUAAACUUUCAGUAACUGAAAUUUACUCCUGUUCACAACUUCACCAUAGUGCAUAAUCAUAAAGAGAGCACAUUUAGGAAAGACAGAUUCACAAAAUACAUGAAAUAUUUUGAUACAAAACAGUGUCACAUUGUCACAGGAUCCCUUAGAUGUAGGAUUAUGUAGGAUGCAGUUCAUUAGAGGUUGAAAAGACUCAAGUUAGGUAAGUAUUUAUGCCCAACGAUGUAUUUUGAUACAAAAACGCUUGUUAUACCAAGGCACUAAAGUGUAAGUUGUAGCAUAGGGAGUUGAGAAUGUUUUCAUGGAUGUUUUUUAAAUGACAUAACUGUGAUGUGUAAAGACUAGCAUUUUCAUAUUUAUGACGUACGUAUACAUAAAGAUGCAUUUCAAAUAUUGCUUCAAGCAAGACUUAGUAUGUUGAAUUCUCAGGACUACAUUUAUAUUUUUUUGUAUUUAUAUAUGAUUAUUCUUUUUAUAGAACACAAAUGAGAAAAACAUGCAAUUACAUCAUAUUUUUUUCUAUUAGUAGUGUUCACAAAAUUAAUGUAUCUCCAUUCCUUCCAGGGACUCCCUGGAGGGAUGGUGUCAAACAUAGUGAUGAGUCAAAAUGGGUGUCAUAGUGUAAUGGUCUAAGUUUGGCAUUAAUGCAGUUCACUAUUAAUGUCAUUUCUCCAAAUAAGGGUGAUACUGAAAAAUAAGGAAUGUUGAACAUAUGACAGGUUUAGUAAUGUAUUGUGUUCACUAGUCAUUAACUCCUUCACUAUAAUGACAGAAGCCUUAUCCUCAGUGUUAUUAUUACUUCCUUUAUAAGGCUAAAGAGGCAGUUUGUCUUGCUUUGCAUCAGACACAAUGGCUUGACAUGAAGGUCUCUCCAGCUUUCAGCCACACUGCUCCUCUUCUUUUGUUGGGGAGUGAAAUAAUUAAGGGAUAUGUUGAGGUCACCGUACUGUGUUGGCUGGCCGGCUGGCUGGCUGGCUGCUGUCCACCCCACUAAUUGAAGCAUUUUUCUGCUCAUCAUGGAUCUUCCUGAUGGCAGCAGCCAGGAUUCAAGUACUAAAAAUAUUCUGCUUGGAAGCCAAACCUUUGCAUACAUCACUGCCCUCUUUAUCAAUCCUUUGUAGUGAAGGGGUUAAAUUGUUAUGUGAGAGUGGUCAACCUACUCAGAGUGUGUAUGACUUAGGGGCUGUGUACAGUUUUAAAUACUUGUAGAAUAGUUUGAAAACUUUUGGUUCUUGGCCCCAAAUGUGGAUGGGUAAUUAUAAUUAUUGUGAAAUAAAGUUUUGUAUGUAAAGAA